GUGUUGGUUUUAUUUCCACGCAAUGCUUAAAAAUUCUAGUAUUGUGAUAGUAGAACACGUCCUUAUAAUAGAGAAUUUUACAACUUGAUCAAUAGUUGAUUCUUGCAAUUCGCCACCUUAAAUGGUAAUGUCGUUCGUACCUCCAACAAUAACUCUUUCAGUUUCGAAAAAUGUUUCUCGUUAUUCCCUAACAAGGAUCCCAAGAGCUGUCGGUCAUUCCAAUUCUAAGCGUCGCUUAGUUAUGGUUUCAGGACCUCCUCUUCCAGAAAGGAAAUUGGGGUUCAGUUUUGGCAGUUUUUCAGCACCAAUUGAACUCCAAGUGUUUCUUGACUACUGUUGUCCUUUUUCUAGGAUAGCAUAUUUAAAGUUGGUUGACUCAAUUAUUCCUGCCUUUAACAAUCAGGUUCUGUUUGUAUUUCAGAAUCAAAUUCAACCGUGGCAUCCACAGUCUGCGUUGAUGCAUGAAGCUUCUUUAGCUGUUGGGUUGAUUGCAAAGGAAAAAUUCUUCGAUUAUUCUCGUUUGCUAUUCGAGCAUCAGGAUGAAUUCUUUGACCAAAAUUGUUAUGAUAAGAGUAGAAGGGAAUUGUAUGGAGAUCUAGCAAACUUAGCAAGCAAAAUACAUAUUCCUGAGGAUAAGAUGCUGAAUCUAUUACAUAUACGCGGAACUGGAAAUGAUGGCAAUCAAGUACAAUCGUUAAUGAAAUUCGCUAUCAAGUAUUCGCGUAAGCUUGGAGUUCAUAUUUCACCGACAUAUUUUGUGAAUGGUAUUGAAGACACUGCUGCUGGAAGUGCUUGGAACAAGGAGGAGUGGUUAGAAAGGCUCCGGCCACUUUUGCAACAAGGUCACACCAAGUAGCUUAAAGAGUUGAAGAGAGUUGUUGAAGCUGCAUACAGUUUAUUUCUGUGAUAAUUCUCCGGGUACAUUUGGAAUAUUUAGUUUAAGUAUACUUUAGCAAGUUGGUGUUGAUCAUGUCUAGCCCUGUUGCAUUUAGAUAUC
Molecule: messenger RNA, 997 nt
Organism: Galdieria sulphuraria
Lineage: Eukaryota; Rhodophyta; Bangiophyceae; Galdieriales; Galdieriaceae
Product: thioredoxin-like protein
Exons: 6
Coding region: 122-856 (244 amino acids)
Source: RefSeq, a predicted model, not a curated record